Melozone crissalis (California towhee) is the source of this 4581-nucleotide messenger RNA. It is a transcript of the gene OSMR, whose product is annotated as oncostatin M receptor. The record is from RefSeq and is a predicted model, not a curated record. The transcript is spliced from 19 exons. Bases 208 to 2985 code for a protein of 925 amino acids. Gene Ontology annotation, molecular function: cytokine receptor activity; protein binding. Gene Ontology annotation, cellular component: membrane; external side of plasma membrane. Lineage: Eukaryota; Metazoa; Chordata; Aves; Passeriformes; Passerellidae. Gene Ontology annotation, biological process: cytokine-mediated signaling pathway.
UGAAGGAGAGAUCACCUACCUGGAGAUGUUUAUUUAAAAUAUUCACAGACCACCUACUUAAGGAAAUUUAAUUUUCUCAAAGCUCCAGCCUAACUAAAGCCCUCCGUGUAUCGUGUCCUGGGUGCUGACAGAGGAGUCUGCUGGAUUCAUCAGUCAGGCUGUUGGUGGGGCAGAAAUCACAAGUCUUAUGCAGGAAAAGGUAGACAGAUGAUGAAUCACUUCAUGAUUCUGGCAGUACUGCUCCCCCUGAGGACGUGCCACACUACAUACUCACAGCAAGAAUCUGAUGUGUUUCCAGUAACGUACCUUAAUGUUUCCAAGGAUUUGGAUCUUCAGCGGCUGCUGGUGGAAUGGGAUGUUGUCAAGUCAGCUCAUGAUGCUGAGCUGGCAAUAUCUUUUGAGAUACAAGUUCGUCGAACCAAUGAAGUUGUGUGGACAGAGUUUCAGAAUGUCACACUCGAUAAAUUGGGAAAGCCUCUUCAUUGGACAUGGGAUUCAAACAUACCUUUGGAGUGUAUGUCACAUGCUGUGAGGAUCAGAAGCAAGGCAGAAAUAUCAAAAAUCUGGAGUCAGUGGAGUUUGUGGGAGACUCUCCCAGGCCUGGACACUUCAAACAGAAGUAGGCCACAAAUCUUUCCAAAAGAAAAAGUCUUAGCAGAAGGCUCUAAUAUCACUCUUUGCUGCAUCGGAGGGAAAGGUCGAACCAUUAAGGAAUUCUCUGUAUACCCAACUGUUGAUGUUGUCAAGCGCACAAAGAAUCAAGUCAGACUUCUCACUGUGGGAAAUCUGUCACAUGACAAAGGGUCUAACAUUCAUGUCUACUGCUCUGAUGAGCAUAAGGGGUCACGUGAAGCAGCUUUCUUUGUGGGUAAACCACCUGAUACACCUAAAAAUUUUUCCUGCCAAACCCAAGACAUGAAAAGAAUAACAUGUACUUGGAGAAAAGAAGAGACCUAUCUCUAUGGAAGGAAUUCACCACAAUACACCUUGUCUAAAACGUCAUCCCAGAAAAUGGCUCUGUGUGAAGCAAGUUGUCCUGAGCAGUGCUCAUGCUCUUGGGAUAUAGGCCAGCAGCAGAUCUGGAAUGUCACAGUGACUGUGGAAAACCCACUGGGAAAGAAAUCUGCCACUGAUGUUUUUGAUGUAAAACACAGAGUGUAUCCCACUGCACCUUUUCAGGUUUGGGGAGAUUGCACAGAUACAGAAAUGACAUUACACUGGAAUUACAAAAACACUGAAAUUGAACUCUUUUGUCAGACUGAAGUGGUCCAACCUGAUGGCAAAGUAGAACUGCACAACAGCUCCGUGGCGGACUCUCGGCGCGUCACGGUGCGCGGGCUGCGGCCGCACACGGAGUACACGGCCAGGGUGCACUGUGGGGCGGCCAGGCACUUCUGGAUGUGGAGUGAGUGGAGCCAACCCCUGACCACCAGAACAAAGGAAGGAACUCCAUCAGGGGAACUGGACAUAUGGAGAGAAAUUACACCAGUUCUUGGGGGACGAAAUGUGACCUUGUUCUGGAAGCAAACACCAAGUUUUCAAGCAAAUGGAGAAGUUAUUUCAUAUGAAGUGACCUGGGAAAAAAUAGAAGAUGGCUCUCAGCCUGAAAGCAUUUCCUUUUCUUCAGUCUACAAUAGCACAAGGAUUUUCCUUGAUAACCAUUCCUACAGAAUCAGUGUCAUGGCAAAGAACAAUGUUAAUUUUUCACUUCCUUCAAUAUUGAUCAUCUCUAGAGCUACAGAUAAUAGCACUGAAGAGCUUAAGGAAGGACAGGUUAAUGGUACAGAUGAUGGCAUUUUUCUGUCCUGGGAGCCCAGAAGUAUAUAUGACAGUUACAUUAUUGAUUGGUGUAACUUUCCCAGGUUGCAGCCUUGUGAUUUGCAGUGGAAGAGAUUUGGACCCAACAUUUCCAGUGCUGUGAUCAUCUCAGCUGCUUUUGUGCCGGGGGUGAGAUAUAAAUUCCACAUCUAUGGAUCUGUUGCUAAUAGAGCCUCCUUACUGGAAAAGAAGAUUGGUUAUCUUAAGGAGCUGCCUCCUCAUCUUGACCCUAUUGUGAGAAAAGUUGAUCUGACUUACAAUUCAGUAACCCUGUCUUGGGAUUCUUAUCUCACAAAUGAGUCAGAUCCUGGUUUUGUAAGAGGCUACCAUGUUUAUGUGUCACCAAUACAAGGGAACUGCAAUUUGAAAGGAUCAAAAAAGCACAUUCUUUCAGAUGAAUCAGAACUAUGUAAAUACACAAUUGAAAACCCAGAAGAAAAGAGAUACACCGUGAAACACCUGAUGCCAAACACAAAAUACAAAAUAGUGGUUAAAGCAUUUACAGGUGGAGGAGAGACUCCCAUUGUUAACUUUAGAUACAUAGAUACACCAUAUAACUCAAACAUGCUGUACUUUAUAUUCCUGCUAGUGAUAGUUCCAACCCUAGUAGCAGCUAUUUGCCACUGGAAGAUGAAGUGGGUGAAGGAGUGGUGCUGUCCUGUAAUACCUAGUCCUAACAAGAGCAAAGUGCUGUCAUUCAAAGAGUUUAAGAUGGAUUCUGAGAAAGUGCUGAAGAUAAAUGACUGCCUUCCUGACAUGCUAGCCGUGGACAGUAAUGCUGACGCUCAUAAGUUGCAUCCUGUUACCUGGAGCCCGGUAUCUUCAACACCAACUGAAGAUAACACUGAUGGUCACAAUUCUUCAUGGAUUUACUCUAGUGAAAAUGUAGCAAGGGACUUUCCACACACAUCUACACCUCAAACUCAUACUUGUUUUGAGAAUUUUGCUUAUUCUUCUCCACUUGAGGCUGAAUCUGAUCCCUACCAAAUACUAGAGACACUGGAAGUAGGCCAGACAAACCAGGCAGUGGUGCUGUACCAACCACAAUGCUACAUAGAUAUUUUUCAUGAGGAUGCAGCCUCAACCACCAGAGAAACAGGUGAGAGAAAGAACAGUCUGAAAUACAUCUCCCAAACAGAUGUGUGCUGGCUGGGGGGGAGGCUUUGAUGUUCUGUCCUCCAGUGAGUCCAUCCAGUGUUUGGCUGCACACUAUAAAUGAGAAUUUCUAAAGCCACAACUUAUUGUGAUUAGGGCUCUCACAAGCCCACAUGCCUGACUUCCAUUAAUAGCAAAGGCAAAGCUGUUGUUCCUGGACCAGUUUUGAGCACUGAUUUGCACAGGAGUCGUGUGUGUUAUGGUUCCAUUACAACUUACGGGCAUUAGAUGAGAUUUAUAGGCUGGUUUGUGGCUUGUGUUAUGCAGCACGUUACAUCACAGCAAUCUGUCACAGGCUGAUGCAGAGAACUGCUUUAUUUUGCAGAGAUUAAACUAUUCAUAAAGUAGAGGAGCAAAUGAAACAAGGGGGAAGGUUGUGCUGCUCAAGGAGUGUAUUUCUCUUGCAGUGUUCUGUGUACUCUGGCCACCCCAGCCAGUGGGUACAGCUGGGCAUGGAGCAUUACCCAGUCAUUUUGGGGGCUGGGCUGUAUUUUCUGUCUCUCCAACAAUGUAAGGAAUCAUUGUAGAAGCAUUACCUGCACACAGUGUGGCUCAUUCCUAGAAGAUUUGAAGGAACUUUGACUUCCCGAGGAGUGCUUCCCAGAGCACCCAAAUCCACUAAUCAUCCUUUUAUUUCACUUGUGUCCUAGCUACACAUGAUGUGUGAAAGGGCACAGAAAACAGAUUUUCUUAUGGAAGACCCUUGCUUCCUUUUCUUGUAAGGGUAUUGUAUGGAAGACCUUUCUUUCCUUUUCUUCCUUCUUUUCUGGGGCUCCUCACACUUCUGCCUUCUCUGCCUAAAGACCCUUUAAAAUCAUCUUAACUAUACAUUGAAGAGAUGUAGGGAGUUAGGUGGAAAGGAGUUGGUUUUCCAGAAGGACAGAGGUAGUACCACAUGGCAAGGUCUCUGCUGGUGCACAUGAGCUGAACUUUUGGCAUUGACCCCUGCACUUCCAUAGCAAGCCCCAACCAACCAAGCAACCAGACAUGGCUGGUGUAUGAAUUCCAUUUGUGAAGGACAUCAUAUUCAGGCUGCAUACAUCUAGAUCUCCCAACAGUACUUUUGCAUUUGUUAAAAAAACAAAACCAAAAAAAUUUUUAUUGUAACACUCAGAAUCCUUACAGUAGAUAGCAGUGAAUUUGGCCUUUCAUUUUGAUUUCAGGAAAUUGUACAUUUGUAGUGAAGCAGCAGAGUUGGAAUUGUAGCUCAAAGUCUUGUCAUAUUUACCUCAGUGCACAAGGAACCCUUUGGUUUUACCCCCUUAUGCUGUUUGGAAUCUGUCACAAAGUGGUGGUUUCAACUUAAGAGCGCAGGAUAAGCAACUCUCAAAGGUGAAACAAAUGAAGGGUUUGACAAUUUGAUGUUCAGCCUGUUUGCUAAAAUGCAAUUACUUACCUUCCCUGUGUUUAAGUAGCUGAUCACACUCCUAGAAACCAAGCCAGCUGCAGACCAAGUGAGUUCUGAAACUGAAGGGUGUCUAGUUUUUAUACUGUUGCUUACAGAUAAUUGUUGUAAUGUCACAAGCUGUGUUGCAACUGGAAAAGAAGUAAGGCCUUGCACAGCCUGUGGGCUGAGACAAGCACUGCCUGCAAACAGAGGAGAAGGAA